AUGUCUUUCUCAUCAGAUGAUGCAACAGAUAAAUUAAUUGAAGAUACGUUUGACCAACAUGUUGAUAAUUUUAUCGACCAACAAGUUGAUAAUUUCAUCGACCAACAAAUUAACAAGCCGAAGAGACGAGCUUAUAUCGAAAGACAUAGGGAGCAAGGCCACCAAGACCUUUGGAACGACUAUUUCAGUGAAAAACCUACAUACCCACCAGAAAUGUUUAGGCGGCGUUUUCGAAUGACCAAGCCAUUGUUCCUUUCCAUUGUCGAUCGCCUGAGUAAUGAAGUUCCAUACUUUCGUCAAAGACCAAAUGCUCACGGAAGGUACGGCCUAUCUGCACUUCAAAAGUGUACUGCGGCUAUACGUAUGCUAGCAUAUGGUCAACCGGGAGAUACGUAUGACGAAUGUCUCCGACUUGGUGAGAGUACCGCACUUUUAUGUUUGGAGAAGUUCAACGAAGCAAUAAUACAAUUGUUUGGAGAUGAGUAUCUACGAAAACCUACACCAGCUGAUCUCCAACGAUUACUCGAUAUCGGAGAGGUACGCGGAUUUCCGGGAAUGAUAGGCAGCAUCGACUGUAUGCAUUGGGAGUGGAAAAACUGCCCAAGGUCUUGGAGAGGGCAGUAA
Molecule: messenger RNA, 624 nt
Organism: Raphanus sativus (radish)
Lineage: Eukaryota; Viridiplantae; Streptophyta; Magnoliopsida; Brassicales; Brassicaceae
Exons: 1
Coding region: 1-624 (207 amino acids)
Source: RefSeq, a predicted model, not a curated record